AGCUGUUUGUCACUUUUGGGUGUCGCUCCACACAGAAGCAAAAACAACUGAUUGUGCGCGACAGACAAGCUGACAUUAAAAAAGUCAGCCUGGACAGAAAGGGGAAACUGAAGCCGUGACACAGGAAACUCCCACAGAGUUCUCGUCAAUGUUCAUAAGGAGCUGUCAGACAAGAAGGAAGCAGUGACGACUGACGGACAAAGGAAAAGUACUCCUCAUCAAUGAGAACAAGUGAGCUGGUAUAUGUAAAACAACAGCCUCGCCUCUGAGGCCCGGGCGUCUUGAUCAUGUGAAGAUACGCAGCUGAAAGACUAAAAAAGAAACAGGACUCGGUCGACCCUUGCUGUCCGGUGAGGCGAUGGCUCUCCUUUGGAUCUUGAUGUGGUCGGUACUCCCGAAUCGGGCUCUCCUCUCUGGGCAGGAUCGAUGCGACCUUCAUAAGAGCAGCAGCAGCAGCAGCAGCAUGUCUCCGUGGCUGCGGUCCUUGCAAUGCCACAAUGACUACAGGUCUCAUGUGGAGUGUAAGUGGAAGGCACCAACAAACCCGACCCUGCAGGUCUGGGUGAAGGAAGCUAGCGACAGGAGCAGUGAGUUGUGUGUGCCUGUCGAAGCAGAGAAUGCAACAGAGGAUGGAGUUGUCCGCUGCAAAUAUGAAACUCCUGUAUUUACCAUGGGCAUCAACCAUACUGUCUUCUUCACGGACAACCGGACGACGAGCCUCUGCUCAUCCUCCCAGCACACACCUCAGGAUCUCGCACGGCACUUGAGAGCCCGCCCGCCGGGGAAUCUGUCUGUGUCUGAGGGAAGCAACGGAAGCAGAACGCUGCGGUGGUCCAGCCCGUAUCCUCCGGCGUCCUCCCUGAACGAGAACCUCACGUAUCAGCUCAGCUUCAGGGCCCAGGCUGAGGACAGUUGGACUAUUGAGACCGUUGAGAACACCAGCCUGACAGUUGAAACACAGAGGAUGCUUCCUGGCCGUAGAUACGAAGCCAGGGUGAGAAGCAGGGCCGGUCUGGGCUGGUGGAGCGAAUGGAGUCCUGUGGUGGUUUGGAGAACUGCAGACGACUUGGGGCAGGUUCCCUCUUUGCACUGCGUUCUGGAAGGAGAGAAGCAAGUGAUGUGCAGCUGGGAGGUGAGCAGAGAGCUGGCUCGUCUCAUCACCUAUCAGCUGGCCUGGCGACACAACCACACCGCGCAGUUUGAGAGACGCUGCCUGAACCCAGCUGUGACUGAUGACACCAGAGGGACUGAGGUGAGGUACAGCUGCCUUCUCACUGAUGUGGACCCUGAGCGUCUGACGCUGAGGCUCCUGCCGACACACAAUGCCAAGACCUUCGUAGCCCACAAACACAUCCGUCCCGACUCGCCACAGCGGGUGAAAGUGAGGGAGGAGAACGGUGACUGGGUCGUGGAGUGGUCUGCACCAGCCACGGCACCUAUAGUGCUGUUUUAUCAGGUCUGGUAUUACAGUGCAAAACAUCAGGGUUCUUCCGUGCAGCUGAACAUCUCCGGCGGGUCCACAUGCGUCACCAUCCUGGGAACAUCACUUAUCCCGCUCCAGGACUAUGAGGUGAAAGUCAGGUCGCUGGUCGCCCCUGGACACAGUUUCAGCUACGAAGGAAUCCCCUCAGAAUGGUCCAAUCCUGUGAACUGGACCUCAAAUGAAGCCACCUGGUCAGUCACCAAACUGAUUUAUUUCUUCAGCGGUCUGAUUGCAGCCGCGGCCUGUCUGGCUCUGUACCACACCGUUCCAGUUUGCCAGAAGAAAGUUGUGUCUUGGGUGGACUCGGUUCCCUCUCCAGGCAAAAGCAAGAUCCUGUCUGAGAUCAAGUCCUCCCCAUCACCAACCCUCAUGCAGAGUGAGAGGACGUUCAUUUGUAGCAUGCCGUACCUGGACAACAUAUCAACCUGCUCCACAGAUGCUUUGCUGUGGUCGACCGAUGGCACUGAGAAGAAGUGUGAGGAUCAGGACGGGAGCUGCUGGAAAUGCGAGAACUUCCCCUCCCCUGCUGAUGACGUUAACAACUUGGACAAGUCAUCAAUGAGCUUCAGUGGGCCUUACAUCUUCUGUCAGGCAUCAGGACCCAUGUCAGUGAAGGUCCGGCAAAACGAGAUGAGUGAAACGUCAUCCGACGAAGCUGCACCUCUGGUCCCGGCCCCGUGCCCUCCUAAUGAUAAAGAUUACGUGUGCCUUCCUGGCCAAACGCUCUCAAGGUCCACAGAGGACCUCACGUCCCGCGGCAGCUCUGGCCCCGAAUGGACCGACAGUCCUCAGCAGGACCAGCACCGCACCAACGCCACGCUGCGGCCCGCUCAGGCUGAGGGCCAGCAGCCACGCUUCGAAGAGCCCACGGAGAAAGCUCAACCUUCCGAGUACACGUCAGGACCGGUCCCCUCGUGGCCUCAAGAGGGCGCUAAAUUUGGCUACUGCCAGCUCCCAGCACCCUUCACGGCAGCGCCGAAAUAAACAGCAGCAUGCAAGAAAAGAGCAGAUUUCAGAAGAAUAAAGCAGGAUUUUUUUGGGGAACUCAGUUAAUGAUUUUUGUAAGCUAUCUACUUUAUUUUAAGCUGCUUAAGCUUUUACUGGGGGAAAAAAACAUUUAAAUAUUGUUGCACAUGUGUUUUAUGUUGCUUUUAUUGAUUUUAUUUUAGAUGUAUAACCAAACAUCAGUUUACAAAGUAAAUAAAGAGUGCAGUUACGUAGUUUUUGCAUUCUAGGGAGAAGAAUAUGAUUUUUUUUUUGUUGAGAAGAUGCUGACGCAGGUUCAGAACAUUGAUGCUAUGAGCUUAUUCGGGAUUCAAUUUCAUGUCGAGAGCAUUUUCAUUUUAAUAAACAUUUAAUACACAA
Molecule: messenger RNA, 2848 nt
Organism: Fundulus heteroclitus (mummichog)
Lineage: Eukaryota; Metazoa; Chordata; Actinopteri; Cyprinodontiformes; Fundulidae
Gene: csf2rb
Product: colony stimulating factor 2 receptor subunit beta
Exons: 15
Coding region: 359-2467 (702 amino acids)
Biological process (GO): cytokine-mediated signaling pathway; immunoglobulin mediated immune response
Cellular component (GO): external side of plasma membrane
Molecular function (GO): protein binding; cytokine receptor activity
Source: RefSeq, a predicted model, not a curated record